AUCGUUUGCUGUGAAUGUGAAACACAUUUCAAGAUUUGCUUUCAAUUUAAUAUCAUAUUUAAGUUAAUUAUUAACACAUUUGUGAUCACAUUAUACAUAAAAUGAGUGAAACUAUUGACAAACAAUUGAGUGAUGGUCUCAAACUAAAGGAGAUUUAUAUCCACGAGAAGACCGGCGAUGACGGGUCCGGUGAUGGCAGUGAAGCCAAACCGCUGAAGACAUUGCUGGAAGCGAUGAGACGGGCGGGCGAUGAGCCGUUCCCCACGUUUUACAGCGAUUCCAAAGAAGAAGAUAAUAAAUGGGUUGUCGUGUCUGCCUCUCAGAUCAAGAAAAUCAAAAAGAUUUGGAUCCGAGAGAAGCAUAAGACUGAUGGCAAACAACACAAAGAGGCCGAAGACGAUGAGCGACGGCUCAAGAACUUAGAGGAAUCGAAGAAUAUUGUCAUCAAAGAGGACCCAUCGCUGCCCAAAGCAGUUGAGGUGAAGAUCAGAGACACUGUUCCGCAUCGCAACCAAAGAGUGACA
This is a messenger RNA of Oppiella nova, 524 nucleotides long. The record is from the annotation of a GenBank genome assembly. Lineage: Eukaryota; Metazoa; Arthropoda; Arachnida; Sarcoptiformes; Oppiidae.